Messenger RNA from Prorocentrum cordatum, 315 nucleotides. The record is from the annotation of a GenBank genome assembly. NCBI's taxonomy places the organism in Eukaryota, Dinophyceae, Prorocentrales, Prorocentraceae.
GUGGCCCGAGCCGCCGCGCCGCCUGGAGUCCUUCGACCCCUGUCUCAGCACCUGAGGCGAGCGGCGAAGCAGCCCGCGCCGCCCAUGCAGGCGGAGUGGCUCGACACCGAUCGUUGGGCCACCGCUUUCGCAGGCCAGUGGGAGCGGGCCGAGCACAACAACGCACUGGAGGGCAGGGGCGCGCUGGCGGUGCUGCGCCACCUGGCCCGGAGCAGUCGCUCGCGGGCUCGUCGCGCCCUGGUCUUCACGGACUCGCUGGCGGUGGUCGGCGCCCUCGGCAAGGGCAGGGCAUCUUCGCACCAGCUGCUGCGAUAG